Exophiala aquamarina CBS 119918 is the source of this 1059-nucleotide messenger RNA. RefSeq lists its product as uncharacterized. The transcript is spliced from 2 exons. The record is from RefSeq and is a predicted model, not a curated record. NCBI's taxonomy places the organism in Eukaryota, Fungi, Ascomycota, Eurotiomycetes, Chaetothyriales, Herpotrichiellaceae. The coding region runs from base 1 to 1059 and encodes 352 amino acids. Gene Ontology annotation, biological process: transmembrane transport.
AUGCGUCUUGGAGAGAAAAAUUCUGCGACCGUCAGCGGUAGCUUAGGACAAAGCUCAACUACACUGGGUGACUUGUCCAAUGUCCCGGAGAACUCGGCGGAAGUAUCGCCACAGUCCGUUGUUACACGAGUCACCGAGUUCGUUUCUACACCGUUCACUGCUGCCUUCUGCGCCGGUGGUGUAGCAGGUGCCGUCUCUCGCACCGUCGUCUCACCGCUAGAGCGAUUGAAAAUCCUGUAUCAGAUCCAGGAUGCCGGUCGAAGCGAAUAUAAAAUGUCCAUUGCAAAGGCUCUGCGGAAAAUGUAUCGGGACGAAGGCUGGCGAGGUUUCAUGAGGGGAAACGGCACAAAUUGCGUACGGAUCGUCCCUUACUCAGCUGUACAAUUUGGCGCCUAUAAUAUCUACAAACGGUUCGCAGCAGCGUCGCCUGGUGCAGACCUUGACCCGAUUCGUCGGCUAAUAUGUGGUGGUCUGGCUGGGAUCACUUCGGUGACCUGCACCUACCCCCUCGACAUCGUACGAACACGAUUAUCCAUACAGUCAGCCUCCUUUGCAUCAUUGGGCAAGCAUGAGGGCAAACUUCCGGGCAUGUGGCAGACAAUGGUCACAAUGUAUAAGACGGAAGGCGGACUUUUUGGCCUGUAUCGUGGUAUCAUACCCACGGUUGCAGGCGUAGCUCCGUAUGUCGGACUCAACUUUAUGGUUUAUGAGUCUGUCAGAGAUUAUUUCACCGAGCCUGGUGAGAAGAAUCCUGUUUGGUACCGAAAACUUGCAGCUGGCGCUAUCUCAGGUGCUGUGGCGCAAACCUGCACAUAUCCAUUCGAUGUAUUGCGUCGACGCUUUCAGAUAAAUACAAUGACCGGCAUGGGAUACCAGUAUAAAUCGAUAUGGGACGCCAUCAGGACUAUUGUACGCCAAGAAGGUAUUGCAGGUCUCUACAAGGGUCUUGUGCCCAAUCUUCUUAAGGUCGCCCCAAGCAUGGCAAGCAGCUGGCUGAGCUUUGAGAUGGCAAGAGAUUUUCUCAUCAGUUUUGCUCCUGAAGAACCAGAUCCUAUUUGA